AUGAAUGAAAAAGAGACGCGUACUAAUGACGAUGGUCAUAUUGAAAAUGGUUUAAAUUAUUAUCUAAAACAAAAAUGGAAAUUAUUUGUCACUUUAUUUGGUUUAUUUGGUUUUAUGACAAUGAGUAUUCAAGUAAAAACAAAUUUGGCUAAAUUAUCUUGGAUUAUUGCAGCAAAAAAUUUUGGAUCAACAGCAUUAACUCCAUAUUUAAAAUCUUUAUGGGCACUUUGCAUUGCUUUGUUAUUUCAGGGAAUAUCAUAUGGUUUAAUAGACUUAGUUUCAAAUAUAUUAAUAACAAAUGUGUGGUCAAGCCGUUCUACAGAACCAUUAAAUUGUAUUUAUUUUGGAUAUCCUGUUGGUGCUUUACUUUCUAUUAUUAUUGUUCGAUCGUUCCGUCAAAAUGAUCCUUUUAUUGAUAGAAAUUAUAUUAAAUAUUCAAAUUCUACAAUAAUUAUAAAAGAAAAUUAUUUUCAAUUAGAAUUAGUUGGAACGUAUAUAAUAACAUUAAUAUUUUGUUUAAUAUCAUCAAUUGGAUUUGCUUUGGUGGCUCAUAAACAAAAUCAAUAUAAAAAGAAAGAAAAAUUGGAAAAACUUAUUACUUCACAAUCAAGUAUAAAAGAAGAAAUAAAUAUUCAAUCGAAAUCUAAAAAAUUAAAAUUUUGGAAACUUUGUAGUCCAACAACAUGUGGACAAGGUUAUUUCGCUUAUGGAUCUAUUUUAAUAUCUCUUAUAUUAUUAUUUAAUUUUUUCUGUGCUGGAAUUGAAAAAGGUUUUACAGAAUUUUUUAUUUCAUUUGUUGAACAAGAACAAAUAAAUCCAAAUAAAAAAGAUUCGGCUUAUUCAAUGAUUUUUUAUUGGCUACCUAUGUUAAUUGGACGAAUAUUUUCAGCAUUUUUAACUAUUUUAUUUAUUUGGUAUUUUGGUUUAAAUCGUAUAUCUCUAUUUCUAUUAGUAACAGCAAAUGGUUUAUCAAUAUCACCAAUAUCUGCUACAUUGAUCGCUUUAUUUUUACAACGUUUUCAUUCAAAACGAGAAAACAAACAUCAAACAAACGAAGCAAUUCAUCAAGAAGAUAAUACAUUAGAAACAUUUCUUAGACAUGAUCAAUAUGAUUAA
Rotaria sordida is the source of this 1116-nucleotide messenger RNA. The record is from the annotation of a GenBank genome assembly. NCBI's taxonomy places the organism in Eukaryota, Metazoa, Rotifera, Eurotatoria, Philodinida, Philodinidae.